GUUGGGUUUUGCUGAUGACGUGACAAGGCGUACAAGAAAAAACCCUGCGCUACUAGCACCUGGUUAGCGAGUUUGUUGACUUUUGGUGUUCUCCUUGUUUCUCCUCGAAGUCAGCGCGGGUUACGAAGGAAAAUGGACAACAGCGGGAAAGAAAAGGAGGCCAUGGCUUUAAUGGCCGAGGCCGAAAAGAAAAUGAAAUCCUCUCAGUCGUUUUUCGGAGCGAUGUUUGGGGGUUCCUCGAAGAUGGAAGAGGCCUGUGACAUGUAUGUGAGGGCAGCCAACAUGUUCAAAAUGGCCAAAAAUUGGUGUGCUGCAGGAAAUGCAUUCUCCCAGGCUGCUCUCCUUCACCUCCAGAUGCAGAGCAAACAUGAUGCAGCAACUAACUUCAUAGAUGCUGGAAAUGCCUUCAAAAAAGCAGAUCCACAAGAGGCUAUAAACUGCUUAAACCGAGCUAUUGAAAUAUACACUGAUAUGGGUCGCUUCACCAUUGCAGCCAAACAUCACAUCACCAUUGCAGAAAUAUACGAGACAGAGCUGGUUGACAUCGACAAGGCCAUUGCUCAUUACGAACAGGCAGCAGAUUAUUACAAAGGUGAAGAAUCCACAAGUUCAGCGAACAAGUGCCUUCUGAAAGUAGCAACCUAUGCCGCUCAGCUGGAGCAGUAUCCAAAAGCGAUUGAGAUCUAUGAACAGGUUGGAACCCAUGCAAUGGACAGUACACUCCUGAAAUACAGUGCCAAGGAUCACUUCUUCAAAGCGGCGCUCUGUCACUUCUGUGUGGACAUGCUGAAUGCAAAACUUGCUGUGCAGAAGUACGAAGAAAUGUUUCCAGCCUUUUCAGACGCUAGAGAAUGCAAGCUGUUGAAGAAACUUCUAGACGCCUGUGAGGAACAG
This is a messenger RNA of Labrus bergylta (ballan wrasse), 894 nucleotides long. The record is from RefSeq and is a predicted model, not a curated record. NCBI's taxonomy places the organism in Eukaryota, Metazoa, Chordata, Actinopteri, Labriformes, Labridae.